AUGGCAGGUGUACUAUGUAAAUGGGCAUGCACCUGUCCUCGACUGCGUGCUUCAUCGUCAGUGUUUGGUAGGAGUGGACAGUUUAUCGGUCAAAAAAGGACAAUUGUUGAAAAGAAUAAAUUAAAACUUGAUCCUGAUGCUUAUCCAGAACCGUGGCCCUAUAAACAGAAGGGAUAUCGAUGGCAACAUGUUCUUGUUGAUCGAACACUGAAAAGAUUUCAUGAAAAUUCGAAGUUGAUAGUGGUUGAAGGGAACAUUGGUUCAAAUAAGUCGGAUAUGGCUUGUUCACUUGCUGAUCGAUUAGGUUUUCAUUUUAUUCCGGAAUUUCAAAUGGAUGAGGUUCUGGUAGAUCGUUUUGGCAAUGAUUACAGAAAUUACUAUCAUUUGUUUCCAAAAUCUUUCCGUCUGUUUGACAUGAAUAUGUUCUACAAGGAUCCCGGCAACGACGAGACAGCAAAGAUGCGUGACCGUAUUCUUAGAUGCAAAUUCGACCAAUAUUUGAACGCUAUAGCACAUAUUAUGAACACUGGUCAAGGUGUUGUUUUGGAACGUACUCCACAUACUGACUUUAUUUUCGCCAAUGCAUGUCGUGCUAAAAAUUAUAUUGGACCAGAAUAUUUCACCUAUUAUUACAUCGAACGCAAGAAUAUGAUACCAAAUUGCCGUUUUUGGCCACAUCUGGUUAUUUAUUUAGAUGUGCCGGUAGAUAAAUGCCUGCAGAACAUCUAUCAGCAGGGAAAUGCAGACAAAAUAGCAAUUAUUGAUCAGAUUUAUUUGCAAACAAUCGAGGAUUCAUAUAAAGAUGCUUUGAAAGAAUUUAGGAAGCAUUCCGAAAUAUUGGUUUAUGACUGGACAGUGCCUGGAAAUGUGGAUAACGUCGUGGAAGAUAUCGAAGAUAUGGAUUUUGAUUUCUUUGAACAUCACAGAAGUGACGUUUUCGGAACUUGGGAAAACGGAAAAAACGAACUGGAGUACUCCAUUGCACGAAAUUUUGUAACAGACAAGAGGGAAGCACAUGCGUUAGCAUUUUUGGGUCUUCCUGAUCAUGAGUGUGGCGAAUUAUAUCAAAGUCCUCGAGAGAUUGGGCGCUACAUUCAGUGUAUUCAUAAUGAGAUUCUGAAAACACCAUAUGUUUAUUCAGCAAUCAGAGAUAAAGGGGAUAAAUUUGGAUGGUUCAGCAAAGUAAGCACAUUCACUAAAGGUGAACCAUGGUUUGAGUAUUAUUACAAGGAUGCAUAUCUAGAAGAUCUUGUUGGUGUCCAAGAAGUAAUCGCUGACCCAACACAUCAGAGUUACUACAAUCAGAUUCAUAAUGAACACUAA
Messenger RNA from Brugia malayi, 1323 nucleotides. RefSeq lists its product as uncharacterized. The record is from RefSeq and is a predicted model, not a curated record. The transcript is spliced from 11 exons. Gene Ontology annotation, biological process: mitochondrial electron transport, NADH to ubiquinone. The coding region runs from base 1 to 1323 and encodes 440 amino acids. Lineage: Eukaryota; Metazoa; Nematoda; Chromadorea; Rhabditida; Onchocercidae. Gene Ontology annotation, cellular component: cytoplasm.